Messenger RNA from Oryza brachyantha (malo sina), 2702 nucleotides. Its product is annotated as rab escort protein 1. The record is from RefSeq and is a predicted model, not a curated record. Gene Ontology annotation, molecular function: GDP-dissociation inhibitor activity. NCBI's taxonomy places the organism in Eukaryota, Viridiplantae, Streptophyta, Magnoliopsida, Poales, Poaceae. Gene Ontology annotation, biological process: intracellular protein transport; protein geranylgeranylation; vesicle-mediated transport. The transcript has 10 exons. The coding region runs from base 335 to 2026 and encodes 563 amino acids. Gene Ontology annotation, cellular component: cytoplasm; cytosol; nucleus.
AUUACAUAUGAGAGUGAAGACGUUACAGAUAACACAAACUGUGCUAGUGAUUACUGUACCAAGUGAUAUGUAAAUACCCACUGAGCAAAUUAAAAUUUCAAGAUAAGAAGAGCAUCAUAAGAAGUGGGAAUCAAUAAUAUGCAGAGAAUUGUGUGGGCCGAACCAUAUUCAGCCCAUUCCCUUCCCUUCCAAAGCGAGUCCAUUGGACAAGGCCGCCGGCGACGCCCCCCUUUUCUCCUGCGGCGUCGGCGCCUGCACCACAAGCCGGCGGCGAGCUGCUCGAGCUGCUCCUUUUCAGUCGGAUCCGAGGUGUCCCUCCUUUUGGCGGGUGGCCAUGGCGGACGCGCCCGCCGGCACCGGCGGCGGAUGCUCGCCGCAGGAAUACCCCACCAUCGAUCCCGCCUCGUUCGACGUGGUGCUGUGCGGCACCGGCCUCCCGGAGUCCGUCCUCGCCGCCGCCUGCGCGGCCGCCGGGAAGACCGUGCUCCACGUCGACCCCAACCCCUUCUACGGCUCCCUCUUCUCCUCCCUCCCGCUCCCGCUCCCGUCCCUCCCCUCCUUCCUCUCCACCUCCUCUUCCUCCUCCUCCUCUCCCGAUCCCGCUCCCUCCCCGCCCUCCUCCGCACCCAAUGAAACCUCCUCCGUUACUCCGUACGCCGCCGUCGAUCUCCGCGGCCGCAGCUUGUACUCGGAGGUCGAGACCUCGGGGGCGGUGCCGGAGCCGUCCCGGCGCUUCACCGCCGACCUGGUGGGUCCCAGGGUUCUGUACUGCGCCGACGAGGCCGUGGACCUGCUCCUCAGGUCAGGGGGGAGCCACCAUGUGGAGUUCAAGAGCGUGGAGGGGGGCACCCUGCUCUACUGGGAAGGUGGCCUCUACCCGGUGCCGGACUCGAGGCAGGCCAUCUUCAAGGACACAAGCCUCCAGCUCAAGGAGAAGAACCUGCUCUUCAGGUUCUUCAAGCUUGUACAGGCUCACAUUGCCGCCUUAGCUGCGGGCGAUGCAGCUGGGGAAGGCGAGGCUUCUGGUAAGCUGCCCGAUGAGGACCUGGACCUCCCCUUCAUCGAAUUCCUCAAGAAGCAGCAUCUUUCGCCCAAAAUGAGAGCGGUUGUCUUGUAUGCGAUUGCAAUGGCGGAUUAUGAUCAGGAUGGUGCAGACUCUUGUGAGAGGUUGUUAACAACGAGAGAAGGAGUCAAGACCAUUGCUCUUUACUCCUCGUCCAUCGGGAGGUUUGCUAAUGCUGAAGGAGCUUUCAUUUAUCCUAUGUAUGGGCAUGGUGAGCUGCCUCAAGCUUUCUGUCGCUGCGCUGCUGUUAAAGGUGCCCUAUAUGUGUUGCGAAUGCCAGCCACAGCACUCCUUGUUGAUGAGGAAAAAAAGCAUUAUGUAGGCAUCAGAUUAGCAUCUGGUCAGGAUAUCAUGUGCCAGCAGUUGGUACUUGAUCCAUCAUAUGAAAUUCCUUCCUUGGGUGUGCCAUGCAAUACUCCAGUAUCAAACUCACCAGGAAAAGUUGCUAGGGGAAUAUGCAUAAUCAGCAGCUCUGUGAAACAAGAUUCAUCAAAUGUUCUGGUUGUUUUCCCCCCAAAGUCACUAGAACAGGAGCAGGUUACAGCUGUCCGGGUGCUUCAAUUGAGCAGCAAUUUAGCAGUAUGCCCUCCUGGAAUGUUUAUGGCAUAUCUGUCUACUCCAUGUACUGAUGCCUUAACUGGAAAGAAUUGCAUCAACAAAGCAAUAGAUGUUCUUUUCACAGUUAACGCUUCAGAUGAUUUGGAAGGUCAUUUGGAAACAACCAGUGAAAAGAAUGAGUGUGUGAAGCCAACACUACUCUGGAGCUGUGUAUAUGUCCAAGAGAUUAUACAGGGAGCAUCUGGUACUGCAUUGUCAUGCCCCAUACCCGAUGAAAAUCUGGACUACAGGAGUAUACUUGAAUCAACAAAAAAGUUGUUCACAUAUAUUUGUCCAAAUGAAGAGUUCCUUCCUAGAAACUCAGCUCCGAAAUAUGCUGAUGACGACUCUGAUUCUGCAGAGUAAAUGCAUCCUUGCAGAGGACUUUGUUUUCUACUCGAGAUAUUGUGGAGAAGUCACACUAUGAAAGGCAGAAAAUAUUACAGCAAGGGGAACCCCGAACCCUUAUUUUACCUUGUGAAUUCCGUUUUUCCAUCUGUCUUGACCAAGUUGAUGUCCAUCAUUGGUAUAAAGUACCAUCUUACUGGUAAAAUAUUUUGAGCGAGCGAAGCAAAUGUCCUUGGCAGUUGGAAUUUUGGAAACAUCACACCAUAUGAAUCGCUGUGUGAUUACUGCACGUGUGCAUCCAUUGUUCUACGAAUUCUUUGCAGAAUUUGUUGGUACAUACUGCAUAGGAAAGAUACAAAUCUGCCAAUUCAGAGUGCUGUCUAAAUCAUUGCACGAACGAAAGGAAGAAUUGAAUAUCAAAUGAGUUUGGAGUUGAACCGUGGAGCUGAUACAAAAUUGCUGCAUAGAAUGCUCGCUGAUGCUUAAUAGUACAUUCUUAAUCGAUCUGUUCUGACAAUUGUAAUGGCUGCCAAUCAACAGCGAAAUCCCGAUCUACAUAUUUUCUUCUGUUUUGGGGAGCGUAAGGCAUUGGUAUGAGGAAAAUGUGUAAAUUUUGUGAAGUUCUUCCAUUGGCCGCUUGGAAUAGUACUAUCCCUUUGUUUCAUACUGAAAGUUCUUUUAAGUUUGUUCUAAG